AUGUUAGUAUCAUUAUCAUUAUCAUAUUUUAUGGGUAAAAAGGAUGGUAAGGGUUCUAAUCCUUUAGAAGUUUACAAAAAAGAACAAAAGAAACAAGAACUAUUCAAGCACAAAUCAAAUAUAGCAAAAGAGAAGACUAAAGCAUUAUCACAGAGAGAUUUAAAAGAAUUACAAAAUGAACUAAAGUUUGAAAAGAACAAAGACAAGAGACAAUUACUUAUCAAUGCAAUAGCUACCAUCAAAAAGAGAGAUGGUGAUGGUAAUGAUCAUGGUGAUGACAAUACACCCGAUACAUCAGCAGUAGCUGCAGCACCUACAGGUCCAACUCAACAAGAAUUAAAAGCAAAAGAAUUACAAGCAGCAAUUGCAAAAUAUGGGCCACCUGAGGAAUCAAUCUAUUAUGAUGCUGUUUAUAAUCCUUAUGGUAUACCACCCCCCGGUAAACCAAAUAUAAGGAAACCUCCACCUGGUGUAAUGAUGAUGAAUAAUAAUGGAUUUGGACAGCAUCCUGGAAUGCCAUAUCCUCCUCCUCCUCAUCCUCAUCAAAAGAAUUUCCCUCAUUAUCCUCCUCAACACCCAAUGAUGAUGAUGAUGAACAAACCUCCACCACCAUUUAUCAAACCUCCUCCUCCUCCUCCUCUUCCUCAUUUAGUAAAUGGUGGUGGUGGUGGUGGUGGUGGAUAUCCUAUUCAUAAACCAUUACCAAUACCAGUACCUCCACCUCCAAUGGUAAACAAACCACCUCCACCAAUUGUAUACCCACCUCCACCAUUACCUCAUCCUCCAGGUGGUAAGAUGAUGAAUAUGCCACCUGGUAUUGGAGGUUUACCAUUUGGACCACCACCUCCAUUACCUCCACAAUUCCUUUUCAAAAAACCUCCAUCAUCAACAACAACAACAACAACAACAACUAGUAAACAACCUGCUAUUGCAUCCGUUCCACCAACUCUACCAACCCCACCACCACCACCAUCCUCUACUGUCACAACAACAACAACAACAACAGAUGAACAAAAGGAACAACAAGAUAAAGAUAAAGAAUUGGAGGAUGCAUUGGCAGAGUUUUAUGCAAACUAA
This is a messenger RNA of Cavenderia fasciculata, 1077 nucleotides long. RefSeq lists its product as uncharacterized. The transcript is spliced from 4 exons. The record is from RefSeq and is a predicted model, not a curated record. Gene Ontology annotation, biological process: RNA processing. NCBI's taxonomy places the organism in Eukaryota, Evosea, Eumycetozoa, Acytosteliales, Cavenderiaceae. The coding region runs from base 1 to 1077 and encodes 358 amino acids.